CACAAGAAAAAUAACUUGAUUUUUGUAUAUUUACGGUCACAUUUGGCAGAGAAAUAUUUUAUGAAUGACAUUGCAGAUAUUUUUAACUGAGUUGUAAUUUCAUCCAGAAAUAACGACACUUAAAAUCCUGACGAUUGACCACAUACACCAUGCAGUGUCGGUAUUUCAACUCUUAUAGGUGCAUCCCACGUGUGCUGUGUGUCCAUCUGACAUGUCUAUAAAUUUUACAGUUUUUCUGCCGUGACAUGUAGUUCAUUAGUAUGAAAAGAUGGAUGAUGCACAACAGAAGAUGUCUGAACGAAUCAUGUUUGGACUGACUUUGUUGAAUACCCUUUAUAUUAAAGAAAAAUCAUGUGUCUGCUACAUAUGAUCAUAAACAUGAUAACUUAAAAAAUUCAAAAAAACAAUAUUGAAUGUGUAAGAACAUUUUGGUUCCUCUUGUGUUUGAUCCUUUCAUACGUAAAAUCUUUUUAAAUAUCUGUUUAAAUAUCUGUAAAGGAAUUCACCAGGUAAAUCACUUCAUUACAGGUGUUCAUUUCGCUUCAUGGUGGGCGUGGUUUUCCCACAAUCUUAAAACAUAUUGUCGCGUGCCAUGUAUAAUUAAGAUGAAUACAUCUACAAAUCUGAGACAUGGUGAUGAAUAGGCCAAUGAAAUGAGGGUAACAUUUUCACGUUACCAUUUUUCGACGUUUGAGUGACAUUUAUAAGAAAACUUACUUUCAAAUGAAUUCAACAAAUCUCCUUUAUUUAGUUAAAUAAGUUUUUGAAACGAAAUGGAGUAAUAUAUUUGUCACUUUUUGUAUGAAUUCUUUAAAAAUGGAAAAUGAAAUCAGCAGCCCUGAUGAAGAUAAUAACAAUGAAGUAUGUACAAGUGAAUUGCAGAAGGAAAGUGAAAAAGUUACAUCGACAUCAACGGAGAAAAGGAAAUCAUCCAAACCACUUAUGGAAAAAAGAAGAAGAGCGAGGAUCAAUGCCAGCCUGUCAGAGCUGAAAACCUUUCUUUUAGAUGCUAUAAAGAAAGAAGGUAUGAGACAUAAUAAAAUGGAAAAAGCAGAUAUUUUGGAACUGACAGUAAAACAAUUACGCCAGCUCCAAAGACAACAAUUUUCUAGUAACCCAAAUAGUGAUACAUUUCGAAUAGGAUUUAUUGAAUGUGCAACAGAAGUUUCUACAUUCUUAAAAAGUUUGCCAAAUGUAGAACCAGAUUUACAGGCAAAACUACUCGAGCAUCUUUCAAAAUGUACAUCAGAUAAAAGUAUAAAACCGACUCGAGAAUCACAAAUUUCCCCUUCAAUUUCUGGUAAACAUACAGACCAAGAUACAUCCAGCUCAAACGAUUCUACUUAUUGUUAUAACCAGAAUGAACGUUAUUCUAACCAAUCUUCAAAUAAUAGUGAUAAAUCAGGAAGAAUUCAGUUGACUUCCGCUUUAAAAAGGGAUUACUGUAUACCUCCAGACUUAUUGAGGACAGUGGAACAACCAAAUGUUAUAGUACAAAGUCCAUCAACGUCUAAUGGUUUAAUACAAAAUACUGGAUCGAUAAAUUUCCGGGAGCUUAACACUAUGCAAAAUGUACCUAUAAAUUCAGAAAUAACAGUUGGAAAUAUAUUCAGUGGAUUAAAGGUUUUACCCGUUAAACUUCAAAGUGGUGAAACAACGUUCAUUAUUCCGACUAAUAUUGUGCCAGGUUCAUCCAUUCAGAACUGUGUCUUUCCAGUAAUGACGUCGAUUGAUUGGACUAAAAUUUCGACGCAACCGCAGUCCUUGUUUUAUAUGAAUACAUCUUUAGGUAAUUCGAUGACACUGACUAGUGGUAUUGAUAAUAAUGUUCAGAAUAUAAAUAACAGGAGAGAUAAUCCAGUAGGAAUAAGUCCAUCUUCCGAAUCAAAUAUACUUAACCUCAGCAAUAAUGAACGAAGAGAUAAUUCGCAAAACAAUAGGACUAGUAAUAGAAAUUCUGGACACCCAUAUGAAAAUAGACGUGAGGAAGAACCUCAAAGACCAGUAUGGAGACCUUUUUAAAGCCUCUGAUUAACAAAUAGCUUUAAUUUAUUCUGUGUACUGUAAGGAUUUAGCGUGUUAUGCAAUGCCAAUAAAAGUUUGUUUUGAAAAAUAAACAAACAAUGUGUUCAACUCUAGUAGCUAGGGAGUGUUUAUCUUUGGAAGCUGUGUCUAAAAUUCAGUUGGAUGAUACAAGAAAAAUGAUAUCUGAAUAGUGUCGAAUAAAAUCAUCAUAGAUACAAGGACUGAUUUAGAAUAUACGCCAGACGCGCGUGUCGUCUACAAAAGACUCUUCAGUGACGCUCGAAUCCAUAGAAAUUAAAAAGGCCAUAAAAGUACGAAGUUGAAGAGCUUAUCUAAUAUUAUAUAUUUUAAGAAGUCGUAACAACCAUACAUUUUCUUACUGAUCGACCUUUUGAUGAUGAUUUAUUUGAAAUUUGUCGCCCAAAUAAAGUAACAAAAAAAUAAAACCUUAUAAUAGUUUUCCGUAAAACAAAAUGCUUUUUUCAAAAUAAUGUUAAGUACAAAAUAAGACUUGACCUUAUCAUUACUUAAUACAACAGUUUGUACAAUGUGAAGGGAAAAACUUUCUCAAUAUCAUGCACGGUACUGACAGACAUCCGCAUUUAGCAUAGUAAAAAGCACUAUAAUUUCUUACUUAAGAAAUGAAUGUUAUAUGUUUUCUGUCUAUUAGAAAUAACACCAAACUCUUGUUUCACACUGAAUGACCCGUGUAGCGGUUCAUCUAAAAGUAAAAUCACAAAAAAAAAAAGAACUCCGAGAAAGAUUUAAAAUGGAAAGUCCUUAAUGUAAUGGCAAAAUCAAAAGCUCAAACACAUCAAACGAAUGGAUAACAACUGUCAUAUUACUGACUUAGUACAGGCAUUUGCUUAUGUCAAAAAUGGUGGAUUAAACCGGGUUUCAUACUUAACUUACCCUCUCACGUGUAUGACAAUUGCAUAAAUUUAUAUCUUUUUGACAUACAUUUUAUACCAAUUUUUAAUGUUCCUUCGAAUAAACUGAACAAAUAUUGGUUUUUCCUUAUAAUUCAAUUCGAAAUUUAAU
This is a messenger RNA of Mytilus trossulus (common blue mussel), 3066 nucleotides long. RefSeq lists its product as uncharacterized. Gene Ontology annotation, biological process: regulation of neurogenesis; regulation of transcription by RNA polymerase II; anterior/posterior pattern specification. The record is from RefSeq and is a predicted model, not a curated record. Gene Ontology annotation, molecular function: DNA-binding transcription factor activity, RNA polymerase II-specific; protein dimerization activity; RNA polymerase II cis-regulatory region sequence-specific DNA binding. NCBI's taxonomy places the organism in Eukaryota, Metazoa, Mollusca, Bivalvia, Mytilida, Mytilidae. Gene Ontology annotation, cellular component: nucleus. The transcript is spliced from 4 exons. The coding region runs from base 802 to 2022 and encodes 406 amino acids.